Messenger RNA from Xylaria bambusicola, 5058 nucleotides. RefSeq lists its product as uncharacterized. Lineage: Eukaryota; Fungi; Ascomycota; Sordariomycetes; Xylariales; Xylariaceae. Gene Ontology annotation, biological process: nucleoside metabolic process. Gene Ontology annotation, molecular function: catalytic activity. The record is from RefSeq and is a predicted model, not a curated record. Bases 84 to 4412 code for a protein of 1442 amino acids. The transcript has 3 exons.
CAUCUAUCUAGAUGAUAAUGGUUAUUAUUUUCUGCUGCAUCACUUGAACUCACAUUGCUCAUGAUCUCAACUCAAAUCCUUUAAUGGAGAAUCUUCUUCCUAAGGUAUCCUUGCGUGGUUACGAGGGGACAAGUCAAGAUGCCCACGCAGGAUGGUUGCUUGAACAAACACAACGACAACCACGAGAUCGAGGGGACUUCAAGAUAGCCAUCAUAUGUGCUCUUCCUCUAGAGUUUGAUGCCAUAUGUCUACUCCUCGAUGAGCUAUGGGAUAAUCACGGGCUCGGAUAUGGUCGCGCACCAAACGACUAUAAUUACUAUAUAACCGGACGAUUAGGGGUUCAUAAUGUCGUUCUACUUCUGCUCCCCGGAAUGGGGAAAGUCCAUGCGGCAAGUGCGACAAGAGGUCUUCGAAUCUCAUACCCGGAUGUCAGAUUCGCUGUACUUGUUGGUAUCUGUGGGGGAGUCCCGAUAGAAUGGAAAAACGGCGAUGAGAUCCUACUAGGCGACGUGAUUGUAUCCGAAAGGCUCGAGCAAUUCGAUAUGGGCAAACAAUACCCCGACGGAUUCCAAAUACGAACAGACCGCAGCAACUCGCUCGGGAAGCCGGCCAAGUCCGUCAUGAGUCUGUUAGCAGGCUUAACAACGCAGUUUGGUCGUGCACGCCUUCAACAGCGCACUGCUUUCUUCCUCGGUCAGCUGCAGAGUAAAGCUGAGGAUCUUGGCCGUCGAAGUUAUGCGUAUCCGGGAACAUCGCAAGACAAACUGUUCAACAGCAACUAUCCACACCAACAUUACGGUCCUGUUGGUUGCUCAUGUGGUCGCCCUUUGGGGCCAAGGCAUCGUGUUUGCGACUUGGCAUUACUUUCAUCUUGUGUCGACACAGGUUGCGACGAGGAGAAUCUGAUUUCGAGAGUUCGCUUAGAGAUGAGACAAUCUCUCGAAAAGGAGCAAGACUCCGGCUUUGAGAUUCAACAGCCGGCCAUCAUGUUUGGUGUUGUUGCGUCUGGAGAUACAGUCAUGAAAUCAGGGUCUGAUCGAGAUCGUAUCGCGAAAAAGGUCAAAGCUCUAGCUUUUGAGAUGGAGGGUGCUGGUUUAUGGGAGGAACUUCCUUCCAUUGUCGUGAAAGGCGUAUGCGAUUACGCGGACAGCCACAAGAACAAGAAGUGGCAAGAUUUUGCGGCUGCAACGGCUGCCGCAGUGACUUGUGCAAUUCUAGAGAGAUGCGAGCGGAAUGAUGACCCUAGAGCCGGGGUUCUGGAAAAUCCUAUAGUCGGAUUCAUGCACCCAACGAUUGGUGGUCCGGGUCAACAAUCCCUUCCUCUACAGCGCCUGGCGAGUCAACAAGCUAUUUCCCAUGCACCAGCAAUGUUUGGAGGGGACGAUUUUCCACUUCAAGAAGCUCUUCAAGUACUUCCAACAGAGAUACGUUCUACCCUGAGCACGCGUUUCGAUCAAGAGACUAUCUCUACUAAAUGGGCAGAGACCAUUCUAGCCUUUUUAGAAUCCAAACCGGAAGUCUCCAAGACUUUGUCAAAUACCGCUCCUUUUGGUAGAUUUACAUCAGGUCUACAUAGACAUCUCUGGUACCAGGUUUUGUCCGACGAUGACCAGACCUAUGAGCAAGUGACUAUCGAACACGAGACUGUGUCUCUUUCAGUCCUUGGGUUCCUUGUGCGAAAAGAUAAGCAAGCCCCCAAACCCUCUAAGAAACAGGUCCGGAACAACAAGUCACCUCCUAGCUUGGAGGGGAAACUUGGCAAUGCCCGGAUCGUUCCGGCCGUUCCCUUGAAUCUAAAUAAAGACUUGAAGUCUUCCUCAGUCACUUUUGCCAAGCAUAGGCGGCUGUAUCUUUUUUACUGCGUUUCUCCGGAGAGCAUCAAUGACAACUCCUUAUCCCAGCAUCAAGCUUUUAUUUGGUCCUUAAUAGUACAGAUUCUUCUGUGGCGCCCGAGAUUCAGGAACCUUUUCUUGAGCUGGUUGGGCACCGUGAAUCUCACGCACACGCCUACUCCUUCUUUUUUGGACCGACUGACAGUGUUCUUUCAAUCCUUGGUCGACCUAAAUGGAGCCCCGGUUGUCAUAUCCGUCUGUCAUGGCGAAUGGCUGAAUGAUGACUUCCAUCACCAGUCAUCUCAGUUCCUCGCGGAUCUUUAUAGUGGAGAUCUCACCAAAAAUGUUCAAGUCCAACUAAUCAUUACCGUCACAUCCGUAGUGACAGCUCCGUCCUUCUUAAACCCCCAUCAAGUUCUAAACAGAGAGACCGAAGCAAACGAAUGUUUGUCACUUUUGAAGUUUGAAGGACAGUUUCUCCGCCGUGACGAAGUCGCCACUGCUGAGUCAGGCACUAAUGACUGGAUCUGGGAGCAUCAAGCUUUCAUUUCAUGGUCUCAGAAAUCGUCGGGCAUCCUCUGGAUAGAGGGUAAAGCUGGGUGUGGCAAAUCCGUCUUGGCGAAGACCAUCCGUUCAAAGAUCGGACAGACUUGGAAGUCUAGACUGCAAGGUGUUCCUCUACCACCAAUAAGCGACUGGUUCUACAGCACACGUCAUGGUGAUACGACCAAAUCACAUAUUCUAUGUCUCCGCUCCUUUCUCAGUCAGAUUCUUGCGCAGAAUAAAGCUUCGUUCCACCAGUAUUCUUCUAUCUAUCGGCAGAAGGGAGAGAACCAGGAGAAAUGGACAAUUGAUGAUUACGAAGGGAUACUGCUUAGUCUCGCUUCCCAGGGGAUUCCAGCAGUAUGCAUAAUAGACGCCAUGGACGAAUCUGACGAUAGCGGCGGCACAUACGAGCUGCGCUCUCGCAUCAUCAACCUGAUGGCAAACUUAUGCCGCGAAACACGUUCCUGUCUACGGUUCAUAGUCACAAGCCGCUACACCGCGGAUAUGAACCGCGCUCUUCGCAAACUCUCUCGGGAUGAGGACCUCUUGUCCCUUGUCGUAUUGGAGAAAGAAAACAGAGAAGAUAUCGCCAUAAUCAUAGCCAAUGGCCUUACGUCUGUCAAUGACGCAAUCAACGCUUUUGAGUCCGAUGGCGAGGAAGAAAUGGAUUUUACCUUCAGUACGCCGCAGAGGAAUGGCGAGGCCGGGAUCCUUGCCAGGAUAGGCGAUCAUAUUGCAGAAAAUGCAGACGGUGUUAUUCUAUGGGUCAAACUAGUGAUGCAGGCCUUGAUAGGUCGAGCACGGCGAGGAUUCUAUACUUUGGAGAUGCUAGAGUCAGAUCUCGAGGCUCUACCUCAUGACCUUGUGGACUUCUAUAGAUUCGCCGUGAGUGAGCUCGAGGCUCGCUUUUCGCUUGAAGAGUUAAGGAUCACUAGAAGUGCGUUGAUGUGGGUAGUUGGGGCAAGCACACUGCGACCACUGGCAUUGGAUGAGCUCUUCGAGGCGCUUGGUCUUGAGACGGAUAAUAAGGCACUUCUCACUCCCAACAUGGUUUGGGACACGAGGCAGGCUUCGCAACUCCAAGCAAAGUCGUGGCUUGGAUUUUAUCGCCAGCUUCGUUUCAGAUGUGGUCCAUUCAUCGAACUCAUACUACCUCAAACACAAUUCGUCAGGUCUAAUUUCCGGGAGAAUACGGAAAUAAAGCCGCACUUCACUGUCCAGCUCCUUCACCGCACAGUCAAAGAGUUUCUUCACAAUCGAGAGGGGUCGGGAGUUUUGUCGUUCUCUCAAGCUGAAGCAGAGUAUCUAGUCCAGCGGUCUAUGAGAUCGUACCUUGCAAGGGUCCUACCCUCGAACGAAUCAGCACACAGUCCAGUGCCAGCCAAACUUGGCGACGACUUGGAGGUUACGGUCAGAGCCAUGUCGGAGUAUCUCGACAAGAAAUUUCUCUUGGAUUUCGUGCUCACUAAUUUGCCCGAGGAAGAACUACUCCGCCACCUGAUGAUCUUCGAAAAGAGCGUCAAUCCGAAUCUGAUGGAGCAAAGGGAUAACUGGCCAUGGAAUGAUUCGCUAGAACAUAUUGCAACAAGAUAUUUGCGGUUUGCAUGCGAGAACGGGUUAGCGAGGACGAUCUUGAUCCAGCUAAGGAUUGCCUCGAUCUUGCUUCUAAGUUGGCCCACAUCACUGCGAUAUGGCCCUCUAGCAGUUGCCCUACAGAAAUGUGCACGAGAUUACUCUAGGCAGGCAGCAACAGCGCCACAAGAGAGUCUGGGAAAUCUCCGCUUCCAAAGAAAGGAACUAGUGGAAGCCAUCGAUAUGUUGGUCACCUUUUCUCAGCACGAGCAGAAUCUCGAAUGGGAUGCUUGGGCUCCCGCGAGAACGAUGCCAUUUUGGCCUCAGAACAAACAGACCAGACUUACCGUACCAGACCGUCGUGCUUUGAGUAAUGUGCUCGAAACUAUGGAAAUUUUCGAGGGAAGAAAACCAAAGACGAAAGACAAGAGAACGACGGGAAGAUCAAAGGGCCCCAGUUGAAGGAGGGAGUUAUUUGUACGAAGAAAUCUUUUGCGCUUAUCAUUUAAGUUAGACCAUCUACCUUAUAUAUAUAUGUACCAGCAUAAUCUUCCUAUUGCAUCAAGCUUCUUUCUUGCCGGAAAAAGUCCAGAUGGGUCCCUUUCAGUAGCUAGGCAGCACGCAUGUUAUAAUGGCGCGCUAUGAGCCAGAGGCAUUAUUAUUGUGCUUUCUGACCGCCAGCGAUGGAGUCCAUGAAAUAGAGAUACUCUUCGGAAACCUCCCAUAGAGGCAUGGGGGCGUGCUCUAGCCUCGAGGAAGAUACCACGCGUUGAGCAAAUCAAAUCUAUGACAGCCGUAGCGUUACCGUUUCGAUCCCUCCCUCCAUGCGAAGGGCGCAGUAAACACAGGAAAAGUCGAGUCUGAAGAGAUCUGGCCGUAGACCUCCUAGGUUCUGUGACUGAUCGCCCCGAGGGCAAAUUCAAAGUGUGCGGUACCCCCUAGAGUACCAAUAAGAGGAGGAGGUAGAGAUUUCGUUCUGGAAAUUGAGAAUACAAAGUUGACACAAUUCAAACUUGGAAUAGAGCCAGAACUUCCCUCUUCACGUAGUCAUAGUAAAACAACAUUGAAAUAUAGCUGGGCAGUACUGUGGCAUCUGCCACACUGCGAC